This is a messenger RNA of Pelodiscus sinensis (Chinese soft-shelled turtle), 1079 nucleotides long. NCBI's taxonomy places the organism in Eukaryota, Metazoa, Chordata, Testudines, Trionychidae. The record is from RefSeq and is a predicted model, not a curated record.
AAGUUGUCAGAGGAGCAGAACUGGGGGCAGCUGUACCACUGACCUGAAACUCGCCAUCCGUGACCUGCUGGACAACUGGGAAGACUCGUCCUGCUCCCAGGGUGACCAGAACUCCCAGGGUCUGCACCGGAGCUGCAAGGAAAUUAAAUCCACUCAGGACGGAGCUGGAGAUGGGAUUUACACCCUGCGCACCAUGGAUGGCGAGACCUACCAGACCUUCUGCGACAUGACCACCAAUGGGGGCGGCUGGACCCUGGUGGCCAGCGUGCACGAGAACAACAUCUACGGGAAGUGCACGGAGGGCGACCGCUGGUCCAGCCAGCAGGGGAGCAACGCCAACUACCCCGAGGGAGACGGCAACUGGGCCAAUUACAACACCUUCGGCUCCGCGGUGGGCGCCACCAGCGACGACUACAAGAACCCUGGUUAUUAUGACCUGCAAGCCCAGGCCCUGUCCGUGUGGCACGUAACCAACAAGGCGGCCCUGGCGGAAUGGAAGAGCAAGUCCAUCCUGCGGUACCACACCGAGACGGGCUUCCUGUCCACAGAAGGAGGGAACCUCUUUAAACUCUACCAGAAAUACCCCGUGAAAUAUGGCGCCGGCAGCUGCAAAACCAACAAUGGCCCCUUCGUGCCCAUCGUCUAUGACCACGGUGAUGCCCAGCAAACAGCCAAGUACUACUCACCAAGUACCCAAAGUGAAUUUGUUGCCGGCCAUGUUCAGUUCCGCGUGUUUAAUCAUGAGAAGGCGGCCAUGGCUCUGUGUUCGGGGAUUAAAGUCACAGGCUGUAACACCGAACAUUACUGCAUAGGUGGAGGAGGGUUCUUCCCAGAAGGGAACCCAGUGCAGUGCGGCGAUUUCACUGCCUUUGCCUGGGACGGCUACGGAACCCAUCAGGGCUAUAGCGUAUCUAAGGAGAUGCUUGAAUCCGCAGUGCUGCUCUUCUACCGCUAAGUCUGGAAAGGCCGACGUGCCCCAGUGAAGGACGCUGCUUCCUUCCAGCCAGAGCUGCUCCCUGGCAGGUGACUUAUGGCCUCAGCUUGAACAUCUGUGUAGCAAAUAAAGAAAUUGAAGUGGG